Messenger RNA from Hydractinia symbiolongicarpus, 6358 nucleotides. RefSeq names its product SCO-spondin-like. Lineage: Eukaryota; Metazoa; Cnidaria; Hydrozoa; Anthoathecata; Hydractiniidae. The record is from RefSeq and is a predicted model, not a curated record. Gene Ontology annotation, molecular function: calcium ion binding. Gene Ontology annotation, cellular component: membrane. The transcript has 36 exons. Bases 505 to 5682 code for a protein of 1725 amino acids.
AUUAUCCACAUCUUUAUGGAGCAUCCGUACUGUAUAUUAUAUUGACAUGGAAAUUGAGUAAAAAUGUUAAAACAGUGUGGCUAACAAACAUGCUCAUUUCAAACCACAUAGAUUUUCUGGCCGUGUUGAGGCAUGGGUCACUAAUGAAUUAAUAAUAGCCAUCAAAGAAGGAGACUUCUUAAAACGGAAAGCAUCAAAAACAAAAUCCAUCAUAGACUGGAAAGCUUUUAAACAAAAAAGGAACCAGAAAUUGUGGAUUCUGUCAAGCUAUCAGCGCAAACAGAUGGAAGAGUUAAAUGCAUAUUUGCCAAGUUAUAUAACCGGCUUUGUGAGCAUCGUGCACCAAUUUUUACCAUUAAACCAAACCCUGGUAGCUGGGGAACAUCUUUCGGGACAACUAAUAGUCCAGACACUGGUCCAUCACAACCUAGAACUGCCGACAACGAUUUUUAUUAUGGUUACUACCAAGCAUUGGGCAAUCCUGAAGGACAUCAAGCUGCCCUUAUGAGCCCUAAUUUUGAUGUCACUGAUAUAAACAUGGCUUGUGUUGCAUUUGAUUACAACAUGAAUGGUGCGGACAUGGGUAGUUUGUAUUUGGUGCAUGAAUACACUUCCUUUGACAGUGUUGUGAAUAUUAAUCCAUCUAGCUUGACAAACGAUGGAACAAGAAAAGAAAUUUUAGUUAACAGUGGUAAUCGUGGUGACCAAUGGAUAUCAUUUUUCUCUACUGUUGAUUUAACGAAUAUAGCAAAUUUUCAGGUGAAAUUUCAAAUCAUCACUGGACCGGGGCCACGUGGAGAUGUUGCUUUAGACAAUAUAACAAUUGCUGCUAACCAAGGGAUUUGUCCUGUUGAUCCUUGCACAGGUGUUACGUGUCAAAAUGGUGGUACAUGCAAUGGUGGUACUUGCAUGUGUGUUGCAGGUUAUACUGGACAAUUCUGUGAAACAGGAAUAGAUUCUUGCACAGGUGUUACGUGUCAAAAUGGCGGUACAUGCAAUGGUGGUACUUGCAUGUGUGUUGCAGGUUAUACUGGACAAUUCUGUGAAACCAGAAUAGAUCCUUGCAUAGGUGUUACGUGUCAAAAUGGUGGUACUUGCAAUGGUGGUACUUGCAUGUGUGUUGCAGGUUAUACUGGACAAUUCUGUGAAACCAGAAUAGAUCCUUGCACAGGUGUUACGUGUCAAAAUGGUGGUACAUGCAAUGGUGGUACUUGCAUGUGUGUUGCAGGUUAUACUGGACAAUUCUGUGAAACCAGAAUAGAUCCUUGCAUAGGUGUUACGUGUCAAAAUGGUGGUACUUGCAAUGGUGGUACUUGCAUGUGUGUUGCAGGUUAUACUGGACAAUUCUGUGAAACCAGAAUAGAUCCUUGCAUAGGUGUUACGUGUCAAAAUGGUGGUACAUGCAAUGGUGGUACUUGCAUGUGUGUUGCAGGUUAUACUGGACAAUUCUGUGAAACCGGAAUAGAUUCUUGCAUAGGUGUUACGUGUCAAAAUGGUGGUACAUGCAAUGGUGGUACUUGCAUGUGUGUUGCAGGUUAUACUGGACAAUUCUGUGAAACAGGAAUAGAUCCUUGCACAGGUGUUACAUGUCAAAAUAAUGGUACAUGCAAUGCUGGUACUUGCAGUUGUGUGCGAGGUUUCAUCGGUGCGAACUGCGAAACUGCAAUAGCUCUACCCGGUGACUGGGGUCCAUGGCUUAAUGUGACAAAUUGCUCUAUGACUUGUGGCACAGGUUAUUUUGUACAAGAACGCCGUUGUGAUAAUCCACCACCAAUUAAUGGAGGUAUAGCCUGUGAACUGCGUACCGGGAGUGGAUUAUUUGAAAAUAGAACGGUUUCAUGCAUGUUAACUCCUUGUCCUGACCCUUGUGCAAGUGUUACAUGUCAAAAUAAUGGUACAUGCAAUGCUGGUACUUGCAGUUGUGUGCGAGGUUUCAUCGGUGCGAACUGCGAAACCGCAAUAGCUCUACCCGGUGAUUGGGGUCCAUGGCUUAAUGUGACAAAUUGCUCUAUGACUUGUGGCACAGGUUAUUUUGUACAAGAACGCCAUUGUGAUAAUCCACCACCAAUUAAUGGAGGUAUUGGCUGUGAACUGCGUACCGGGAGUGGAUUAUUUGAAAAUAGAACGGUUUCAUGCAUGUUAACUCCUUGUCCUGUCAAUGGAAUGUGGGGGAAUUGGACGUAUAGCAGUUGUAGUAAAACUUGUGGUGGUGGAGUCUUGGAAAGAACACGCAUGUGUAACAACCCUACUCCUGCUGGUGGGGGUAAUCUUUGCUUAAAAACUGAUAACCAAACAUCUGCAGAAAGAGAAACACAAACGCAGGCAUGCAAUGAGGAUGUUUGUCCCGUUCAUGGUGGUUGGUCUGAAUGGAGUUCUUACACAAGUUGCUCUUCAACAUGCGGUGUUGGUACUCAGAGUCGUACUAGAUCAUGUAACAAUCCUGCACCAAGUAAUGGUGGUACGGAAUGCAGCGGAAGUGCUAUUGAAAGACCGUCAUGUUUUUCAUCACCGUGCCCAGUCCCCGGAGUUUGGAGUGUGUGGGGUUCAUGGAGUGCAUGUCAAGUGACAUGUGGUAAUGGAAUAAUAUCGCGUACAAGAACCUGUUCAAAUAAUAAUUGCAAUGGCAAUGCUACUGAAACAGCAUACUGUGUUGGCGGAUGUCGAAAAGAAAUAUGCCCAAUGGUGCAGAGUAACAUUGAUUGUAACUUCGAAACCGCUUGUUGGUUCGCAAGUGCUGAUGGUGGAUUUCAAAUAGCAGGCCGAACUGAAACUCCCAGCACAGGACCAUCUAUCGACCACACUUUUAACAAGACAGGAUGUGGAUCAUUUGCGUUUUUGGAAGCCAGUGGUAGACCAGUUGGUUUCACAUCAUACUUAGCCUCUAGUUUAACGAUGCUCAACCAAUCUGAUGUCUGCUUUACAUUUUAUGCAUCAAUGUAUACCGCUUUUCCAGAAUAUAUGGGCUCUCUUAGUGUUUUUCUGGUUGAAAACGGUACUAACACCCAAACACCUCUUUGGCAGCAUAACGGAGUUUUAACGAACACUCCACUCGAAUGGAAACAAGUUAACAUAGAUGUAAACUACGCAGGUUCUAAUUCUAUUUACUUCUUAUUUAAAGCUGUCAGAGGUACAAGCUUUUCAUCUGAUAUUGCUAUUGACGACGGCUCCUUAGCCUUUGGACCUUGCACUGGCCAAGUUGAUGGAAAUUGGGGAGAAUGGGGCAGUUGGGGUACUUGUGAUAUUAGUUGCGGAGAAGGGGGCAUGUUGAGAAGGUACAGAAAUUGUUCCAGUCCGACACCGAGCAACGGUGGAAAGAAUUGUACUGGCAUGGGCGUAGAUUCAACCCCCUGUCCUGUUGUAGCAUGUCCAAUUAAUGGAAACUGGACUAUGUGGACCAAUUGGACUGCUUGUUCCAAAUCGUGCGAUAAUGGGACAAGAACUCGACUUCGUGAAUGUGCCAAUCCAGCUCCAUCAUUUGGUGGUGACAAUUGUACACGUCUAGAUGGAACAAUGGCAUUAGAGGAAGCAAGUACAGAGCGCUGCAACACCGAUCCCUGUUUUCGUCAAGGGGGUUGGAGCGAUUGGUUUAACAGUACCAGCUGCUCUCAAACGUGUGGUAACGGAACAUAUCAAAGAAACAGAACGUGUGACAACCCUACACCUAUUGGAGAAAACAGUUGGUGUGUUAAUCUAAAUAACAUGACUGCCCUAAAUGAAACAGGCGCUGUACCAUGCCUUUUAGUCGAAUGUCCAGUACAUGGCGGAUGGAGUGAAUGGAGCAAUUAUACAGCAUGUUCUCAAACAUGCGACAACGGCACAUACUCCCGUAAUCGAACGUGCAAUAAUCCAGCUCCAGCUUUUAAUGGUUCGGAAUGUUUAGACAGUACCAACACGACAAUGUUGUUGAUGGAGAAUGUUACAGAAGUAUGUCAAAUUGUUGAAUGUAUAGUACCUGGUGAUUGGAGUGAUUACGUAAAUGUGACAGAAUGUUCAAAAUCUUGUGGCAAUGGUACGGUAACGCAAGAGCGCUAUUGUAACAACCCGACCCCAAGAGGUGGUGGCAUCGCAUGUGAAGGUCCAGAAGGACCCGCUCUGUUUCAGAAUAAAACACUGUUAUGUAACACAAAUCCUUGUCCAGUGAAUGGCACUUGGGGAAACUGGACGGAAUAUUCGCCAUGUUCGGUUACGUGCGGUAAUGGCACAAAGAAUAAAAACAGAUCGUGUGACAAUCCGGCUCCAGCUCAUGGAGGAUAUCCCUGCACGCUUACAAAUGGUAGUAUGGGACUGUUUGAAAUGAAAUUUAUGUCAUGUGAAGAUGAAGUAUGUCCAGUAAACGGAAGUUGGAGUGAGUGGUCUAAUGCAACAAUGUGUUCAAAGUCAUGUGGUAAUGGUACGUAUACGAGGGAACGGUUUUGUAACAACCCUCCUAAAGCCGGGUCUGGCAUGGAUUGUGUGGGUGGCGACAACACAACGUAUGAUACCGAAACACUGGACUGUAAUACACACAAUUGUCCAAUUCAUGGAAAUUGGACAGAGUGGUCCUCAUAUAGCGAUUGUUCAGUUACGUGUGGUAAUGGAACCAAAGAAAGAAAUCGAACCUGCACUGAUCCCCCUCCACAAUUUGGUGGCGAUGAGUGCAUGAUGAUGAAUACAUCACGUGGUCUGGUUGAAUAUAAUUCAACACAAUGCAACCGUGUUAUGUGCCCAAUUCAUGGCGGAUGGAACGAUUGGUAUAACUCAACAUGUAAUGCAACUUGCGGUGGUGGCUAUAUAACGGCCUCUCGAGAAUGUGAGAAUCCACCACCUAAUUACGGCGGUAAUAAUUGUACGAACUCCAAAGGUGUUGAGCAAACUGGGAUUGAAAUGAUUGUGAAUUCAUGUAACAACCACUCGUGUCCAGUUCAUGGAAACUGGAGUACUUGGUCUGGUUAUACGGCGUGCAGUUUGACAUGCGGAAAUGGUACUAAGUCUAGAAAUCGUACGUGUAAUAAUCCUGUCCCCAUGUAUGGUGGUCUGCUAUGCAAUUUAACAGAUGGUACGAAUGGAUUAGAAGAGAUAGAGACAAUGGAUUGUUUCGAAGCGCACUGUCCCGAUCCAUAUGAUUGUUCGUUUGAAUCUUCCCCGAAUACGAAGACAAUGUGCAAUUUCACAAUUGAUGGUACAAAUAACAGAUGGUCAUUACAUACUGGUAGAACUGACACUCGCGACACUGGUCCAUACAAUGACCACACAUACGGAAAUUCUUCGGGAUAUUAUCUGUACUUUGAAGCUUCGGGUUUUAAUCCUGUUACUGACGUGAGAUACCCUGCCGAUAAUGACUUUGCUUCCAUUGGUAAAUUUCCAGCAUUCAGUGGUUUCAGAUGCAUGCGAUUUUGGCUUCACAUGUAUGAAAAUAGUACUCUAUCAGCCACUAUUAAUCCAGGCGAGUUUCGCGUAAUCCAAGUCAGUUCAAAUGGAACAGAAUGGGAUCUUCUAAAAAGAACAACGUUUUUUCCGGAUAAUAUCUGGUAUCAACAAGAUGUAAAUAUCACUGCCACUUCGAUGGAUUACGAGAUUCGUUUUUAUGGAAGGAGAGUUGAUUAUUAUGCUGAUCGAGCAAUUGAUGACGUCUCAUUUUACGAUGUUUCUUGUCCGGAAGUUGAUGCGUUAAUCGCAAGUGGGGAGAUGACUCUUGGUUCCUAAUGUUUUACAUUCCCGCCAUCAUCGCGUAAAUAAUGUUAAUUGGAAACUUGAAACAUUCGAAUUAUAUGUUUUAAUUUGUUAAAUAUUUUUAUUAGUUUUGUAUUAAUUUUGUAUGUAGUAAUUUUUGUCUCCUGUCUAUAAAAUUAUGAUAUUACUUGAGUAAGAAUCCCUGCCUCUUGACUGAGCGGCAUAAUUUUAAUUAAAAGCGUCUUCCGGCAAUUAACUUUCUUGCCUUUUGCAAGGGCUAAUCAGGUCAAUUAAUAAUCGCUCAACCAAAAAUUCUAUAGUUGAGCUUAAUUAUAAUUAAUUACCGCUUCGAAUUAUUUUCAUUUUGUAAAUUUUCAAUUGUCUUACAAUAGUUUCUCUCUAUUUUUUUAUAAUUGUAUAAUGUUAAGAAACAAUGUAAGGUUAUUUUUAAUAAAUUGGCGAGUUUUGUUCAAAAUAGCGCGUCUCUGAAAUCAAACAACAGUAGAAUAUCAGAGUCAAAAUUAUUAUGUUAGUGUUUCGAAUAUGCUGUUACUAUAAGUAUUUGUAGCUUUUAAAUCCUGUAAAAUUCUUACGAGCACGAUUCUUUUUGCAUUUAUUUGAAAAAUAGGUGUAACUUUUUUAUUUGUUUAAAACGCACCAUUUGUUUUGUUGAUUACACCUUUAGAAUAUAUUGACAUCACGUUACAAA